GGUGGCCGGGCCGUGAGCGGCGUGCGGGGCGGCGGCGGCGGCGGCGGCGGCGGCAAUGUUCCGAAAAGCCCGGCGAGUGAACGUGCGCAAGCGGAAUGACUCGGAGGAGGAGGAGCGCGAGCGCGAGGAGGAGCAGGAGCAGCCGCCGCCGUUGCUGUUGCCGCCGCCGGGCACCGGCGAAGAGCCGGGCGGCCCCGGUGGCGGCGACAGGGUCCCCGCGGGGGAGUCGUCGCUCCUAGGCCCGGGCCCGCAGCCGCCGCCGCCGCCGCCGCCUUCCGCGAUCGCCCCAGGCCCGGGGGUCGAAGCCGGGGGCGGCUUCCCCGGGGGUGCAGAGCCCGGCAAUGGGCUGAAGCCGCGCAAAAGGCCGCGCGAGAACAAAGAGGUGGCCCGGGCCAGUCUCCUGAGCUUCCAGGACGAGGAGGAAGAAAAUGAAGAAGUUUUUAAAGUGAAGAAAUCAAGUUAUAGUAAAAAGAUAGUAAAAUUGCUUAAGAAAGAAUACAAAGAAGAUCUUGAAAAAUCGAAGAUUAAGACAGAACUCAACUCAUCAGCCGACAGUGAGCCGCUACUGGACAAAGUGGGGCAUGUUAAAGAGGCCAAUCCAGAAGAUGGGGCUAUCAUCAGUGAACCUGGGGACGAGGAGAUGGAUAUGGAAAGCGAGAAGGAGGAAGAGAAGCCCAAGGCUGGCGGAGCUUUUUCAAAUGCUUUGUCUUCCCUGAAUGUCCUCCGGCCAGGGGAAAUUCCAGAUGCAGCUUUUAUACAUGCUGCAAGGAAGAAACGUCAGAUGGCCCGGGAGUUGGGGGAUUUCACUCCCCACGAUAGUGAGCCUGGGAAAGGCCGCCUGGUUCGGGAAGAUGAGAACGAUGCCAGUGACGAUGAAGAUGAUGAUGAGAAGCGCCGCAUCGUUUUUUCUGUGAAAGAAAAGUCCCAGCGACAGAAAAUUGCUGAGGAAAUAGGGAUCGAGGGGAGUGAUGACGAUGCUUUAGUAACUGGAGAACAAGAUGAAGAGCUCAGCCGCUGGGAGCAGGAGCAGAUCAGAAAAGGAAUUAAUAUUCCUCAGGUCCAAGCAAGUCAGCCCACUGAAGUGAACAUGUACUACCCGAACACCUACCAGUCGAUGCCUUAUGGCUCCUCAUAUGGCAUUCCGUACAGUUACGCAGCCUACGGAUCAUCUGAUGCCAAAUCUCAAAAAUCAGAUAAUACAGUCCCUUUCAAAACUCCCAGUAAUGAGAUGACUCCCGUUACUAUUGAUUUGGUAAAGAAACAGCUUAAAGACAGGUUGGACUCCAUGAAAGAAUUGCACAAAACCAAUCGACAGCAGCAUGAGCGGCACCUGCAAAGCCGAGUGGACUCGACCAGGGCUAUUGAAAGAUUAGAAGGGUCUUCUGGGGGUAUUGGUGAACGGUAUAAAUUUUUGCAAGAAAUGCGAGGGUAUGUCCAAGACUUGCUUGAGUGUUUCAGUGAAAAGGUGCCACUGAUUAAUGAACUUGAAUCAGCAAUGCAUCAGCUGUACAAACAGCGCGCUUCCCGCCUUGUCCAAAGACGACAAGAUGAUAUUAAAGAUGAAUCUUCGGAGUUUUCAAGCCAUUCAAACAAAGCUCUGAUGGCCCCCAAUCUUGAUUCCUUCGGACGAGAUCGGGCACUGUACCAAGAGCAUGCAAAGCGCCGGAUUGCGGAACGGGAGGCCAGGAGGACUCGGCGUAGGCAGGCCAGAGAGCAGACCGGCAAAAUGGCAGAUCACCUCGAAGGCCUUUCCAGUGAUGAUGAGGAAACAUCGACUGACAUCACCAACUUCAAUCUGGAAAAAGAUCGCAUUUCAAAAGAGUCCAGCAAAGUGUUUGAAGAUGUCCUUGAGAGCUUCUAUUCCAUCGACUGCAUUAAGUCCCAGUUUGAAGCAUGGCGUUCCAAGUACUAUACAUCCUACAAGGAGGCCUACAUCGGCCUUUGCUUGCCAAAGUUGUUCAACCCCCUCAUCCGGCUGCAGCUUCUCACGUGGACUCCUCUGGAGGCAAAAUGUCGAGACUUUGAGAAUAUGCUGUGGUUCGAGUCGCUGCUGUUCUAUGGUUGUGAAGAAAGAGAGCAAGAAAAAGACGAUGUGGACAUUGCACUGCUGCCAACUAUCGUGGAAAAGGUGAUUCUUCCUAAGCUAACAGUGAUAGCAGAAAAUAUGUGGGACCCUUUUUCUACAACCCAGACGUCAAGGAUGGUUGGAAUCACACUAAAGCUAGUAAAUGGAUAUCCUUCAGUAGUGAAUGCAGAAAACAAGAACACACAGGUGUAUCUGAAGGCCCUCUUACUAAGAAUGAGAAGAACUUUAGAUGAUGAUGUAUUCAUGCCCUUGUAUCCCAAGAAUGUCUUGGAAAAUAAAAAUUCUGGGCCUUAUUUGUUUUUUCAACGGCAAUUUUGGUCUUCAGUUAAGCUGUUAGGGAAUUUUCUUCAAUGGUAUGGCAUUUUCUCAAAUAAAACUCUGCAGGAAUUAUCAAUAGAUGGUUUGCUAAACAGAUACAUUCUCAUGGCUUUUCAGAAUUCAGAAUAUGGAGAUGACAGCAUCAAAAAAGCCCAGAAUGUUAUCAAUUGUUUCCCCAAGCAGUGGUUCAUGAACCUGAAAGGAGAAAGAACUAUUUCUCAGUUAGAAAACUUCUGUCGAUAUCUUGUACACUUAGCAGAUACAAUUUAUAGAAAUAGCAUCGGGUGUUCUGAUGUGGAAAAAAGAAAUGCAAGGGAGAACAUAAAACAGAUAAUAAAACUCCUUGCCAGUGUUCGAGCGCUGGAUCAUGCCAUGUCUGUUGCAAGUGAACAUAAUGUGAAAGAAUUUAAGUCUCUGAUUGAAGGAAAGUAGAUCUGUGAGACUGAAAAAGCGAUCAUUCCCGAUGUAAAAAAAAAAAUGUGUAUAUAUGUAAAGUUUCUUAAACUGUAAAUUAUUUCUUUUAAUACAAAGAACAUUAUUCAUCUUUAAUACGGUGUCCCUAAAUGUGAUUUCUUGAGAAUGAAAGGAAUGUAGAUUAUUUCUAGAGCGUCUUACGAAUAUUUUCCUCCUUGCCUGGCAUAAUUGGUUUACAGAAGUCUUUUCUAUAUGGCUAUUCAGAUAAACCCUCGGUUAAUUGUUCUCUGUAAACAGUGUGCACAGUGUAAAUUGUGUAAUUAUGAAUAUAUAUAAAUAUAUAUAUAUUUAUACCACCAUGACAUUAACUUUCACACUGGAAAUUUGUGGUGUUUUUCUAUGGAGUCAGCCUUUUAACAAUCAGAAACAUUUUCAGUAGUAAAUUGCUUAAGGGAACUUAACUGCACUGUCCUACAAAAGGGCUGGCUUCUAACUCGGUAUCCCUCACCUUUGGGUAGCGGUUGCUCUGGCCAUAACGGUGCGUGGCCUUAUACAUGAGCACGGAACGUGGGCUUCUUAGUUGCUGGGUGAGUGGUAAACCUCCGCCUGAAUCAGCAACCCCACCAUCGAGUUUGCUGUGAACUGGACCAACGAUACCUACAACAUGGGGCUUGGUGGAAAGAACCCAGGAGUUUCAUUUACCAGCAUUGAUUCAUUGUCCUGCAACCUAACUGCAUGAUUUGGGGCUGGCCGACUGUCCCAUCUCAAGAGUUUUACUCUUUAAUCAGCUUUGAAAAAAAAAAACAAACUUGCAUUUGGAUUUGAGUAGGUCUGUCGUUUAAAAAUCCCACAUAUGUGAGUUCCAUCUGCAAUAAAGAACACACCUUGCUGAUUACCCAGGCCAUUGACUCUAUGUGGUCCUCGAUGUUUAUACCAUGUUGUAAAUAUUCAGAGAACUUGUUUUAAAAUUUGUUUUCUGAUUCUGUGAUUUUCAAAAGAGGAACUUUUUGGAAAUUAAGGACUAUUGUUUGAUAAUUCUAUAUGUAAUUAAGCUUUAGCCAAGCAUUAAAUUAAUUUUUAAAUAUUUC
Suncus etruscus (white-toothed pygmy shrew) is the source of this 3906-nucleotide messenger RNA. RefSeq names its product PAX3 and PAX7 binding protein 1 (gene PAXBP1). Lineage: Eukaryota; Metazoa; Chordata; Mammalia; Eulipotyphla; Soricidae. The transcript has 18 exons. Bases 56 to 2836 code for a protein of 926 amino acids. Gene Ontology annotation, biological process: positive regulation of transcription by RNA polymerase II; mRNA splicing, via spliceosome. The record is from RefSeq and is a predicted model, not a curated record. Gene Ontology annotation, molecular function: DNA binding. Gene Ontology annotation, cellular component: nucleus.